AUGUUAAUGGGACAACACUAUAGCCAACAACACCUCAGUCUUCCUGGUGGAUUUUCCAUCACACAUUUAUCCACAGUCCUUUAUCUGCCUUAUUUAAUUCCACUCAAUUUUAAGCUUAAUUUUCACCUCUAUCUGCAAUUUAAUUUGAUUUUCUUUCAUCCAAUAUUCAUCAGUUCUAUUUCAGGCUCUUGUUUUGUUCUUAUUCCUGGUGUUCUUCUGAUUCUUCCUCAUAUCACUGUGAUGGCUCACAUGGCCUCAGAGAUAAUUGCAUUUAUCCUGGCAGUCUCAGGAUGGGUGCUGGUCAGCUCAACCCUGCCCACUGAUUAUUGGAAGGUCUCCAGUAUCGACGGCACUGUUAUUACCACAGCUACAUUCUGGUCCAAUCUCUGGAAGACUUGUGUAACUGACUCCACUGGAGUGUCCAACUGCAAAGACUUCCCAUCCAUGUUGGCAUUAGAAGGGCACAUACAGGUCUGUCGAGGAUUAUUGAUAGCUGCUGUCAGUUUUGGAUUCUUUGGUUCCAUUUUUGCCCUUGUUGGGAUGAAAUGCACCAAGAUUGGAGGAUCCGAUAACACAAAAGCAAAAAUCACCUGCUUCUCAGGUCUUCUCUACAUCAUGAGUGGUAUCUGUGCUAUGUCUGGGGUGUCCCUUUACGCUCACAAGAUCACAUCAGAAUUCUUUGAUCCAACCUUCCUGGAGCAGAAAUAUGAACUGGGGGCUGCGCUCUUCAUCGGAUGGGGUGGAUCUGCUCUCUGUGUUAUUGGAGGAGCUGUCCUCUGCUUCUCUUUGAAUGACACCAUCAAAGCCCCAAGAAUAACAUAUUCUUACAAAGGAGUCACGUCUGUUCGGUCAGCACGGACAAACAAUCAAAAUGGUAGCAAUGGCCACAAAGCGCAAAAAGCAAUUCCCAGGAACUUUGACAAGAAUGCUUAUGUUUGA
Messenger RNA from Xenopus laevis (African clawed frog), 939 nucleotides. It is a transcript of the gene cldn10l.L, whose product is annotated as claudin-10. Bases 1 to 939 code for a protein of 312 amino acids. The record is from RefSeq and is a predicted model, not a curated record. Lineage: Eukaryota; Metazoa; Chordata; Amphibia; Anura; Pipidae. The transcript has 5 exons.